AAACCAUCAAAGAAAAAAGUAUUUUACUACAUAUACGCUACAACAUUUGUAGGAUUCGCUUUUAUUUUGUCCUUCUUAAGUCAAAUGGCAAAAAUGAUUGAAUCUUUCGGCGACAUGGAGAAAAUGACCGACGCUUCUUUCCUCCUCCUCACCAAUGUGGUACAAAGCAUAAAAAUUACAGUUUUCAACACCUACCGUUCGCGAGUAUGGCAAUUGGUGGAAAGCAUGAAUCGGGAAGUUUUCAAGCCACGAAAUGCAACACAGUACAAUAUUCUAGUCCACGAGAUCAAAAAAUCAAAAUUUAUAACAAUUUCUUUUUUUAUUGCUUGUGUUCUCACUUGUGCCUCUUGGGGCAUUUCACCUCUACUUGACACAACUGUUACCAACAGGAGAAGGUUGCCUUUGAGUGGCUGGUAUCCGUUUAAAACUGAAGCUUCGCCUGUUUUUGAGUUAACUUAUGCCUAUCAAAUGUUUGUGACGACUGUUGGAGGGCUGGGUAACAUAAGUAUGGAUACUUUCAUGUCCGGAUGCAUUAUGAAUCUUUCGGCACAAAUAAGUGUCUUGAAUAAUGCACUCGAAAAUAUGGAACCAAAAAAGUUGAGAACCGACGAAGAAAUUAACGAGAGUUUGGUCAGAAACGUGAUUCACCAUCGAAAUAUUUUGCAGUAAUAAUAAUAAAAUAAUAAAUCUGUAUUUAUUUUUUAUUGCCGAUUUUUAGGUUUGCCGAUGAAUUUACUAAUCUUUUUA
Tribolium castaneum (red flour beetle) is the source of this 747-nucleotide messenger RNA. Its product is annotated as odorant receptor Or1-like. Gene Ontology annotation, biological process: detection of chemical stimulus involved in sensory perception of smell; sensory perception of smell. Gene Ontology annotation, molecular function: olfactory receptor activity; odorant binding. Bases 85 to 669 code for a protein of 194 amino acids. The record is from RefSeq and is a predicted model, not a curated record. Gene Ontology annotation, cellular component: plasma membrane. The transcript has a single exon. NCBI's taxonomy places the organism in Eukaryota, Metazoa, Arthropoda, Insecta, Coleoptera, Tenebrionidae.